CGCUGCACCAAGCACGCCACCCCUCUGGAGUCGCAACACAACCUUCGCCAAUCGCCAGACGUUUCUCUUUCUUCGCUUCUCUCUCUCUCUCUCCGUUGACAAUGGAGCGACUCUGCUACAAGUUCGACCUCAAAUCGCAGCAUCUCUCGCCGUCUCACGCCGUGCUCACCAGAUACUCGUCUUCGCCAUCCCCGCCGUCCUCCUGUUCUUCUCAUUCUUGUCCGCUUCUCUUGGAUUGCUCGAAUCGCCGCGCGAGGAGGCGAUGGAGGACCUGCUCCGCUUCUGUUGCGCCCGUCGAGCCGGAGCCUGACUAUCGUCGUUCGCUCAAGUCGAUCGGGAGAGGCCUCAUCGGUUUUGCUGCGGCAGCGGCCGCUUUCGCUUCGGUGUGCAGCGACUCUCCGGCUGUCGCGGAGUCCCUGACCGUCGCUUUUCCGGCUUCUCACGUUCGCGAGGUAAAUACAGUUCAGAGAACUCUCGUAGAGGCUUGGGGUUUGAUCAGGGAGACAUUUGUUGAUCCAACAUUCAACCAUCAAGAUUGGGAUUCGAAACUGCAGCAAACAAUGGUCGAAAUUUUCCCUUUGAGGUCGGCUGAUGCAGCAUACAAUAAGAUUGGCGCCAUGCUUUCUACUCUAGGAGAUCCCUUCACACGGAUUAUUAGCCCAAAGGAAUAUCAAAGUUUCAGAAUUGGAAGUGAUGGAAAUUUGCAAGGAGUUGGCCUCUUCAUAAAUGCUGAACCAAACACGGGGCAUUUGGUAGUUUUGUAUUGUGUGGACAGUAGCCCUGCUGCUCGUGCUGGUAUACAUGAAGGCGAUGAGUUGGUUGAGAUUGAUGGGGAGAUACUUGAAGGUGUUAGUAGUGAAGUUGCAGCACAGAAACUCAGAGGUCGUGCUGGCACCACUGUUACAGUAAAAGUGCACAGUGGUUAUGACGGGGGAAGUGCUUCUACUGUCAGAGAGGUCAAACUGCCCCGCGAAUACAUCAAACUUUCUCCCGUAUCCAGUGCCAUCAUUCCUCAUAGAAUGCCUGAUGGUAAUAUGACGAAGACAGGUUAUGUUAAAUUGUCAGCCUUUUCCCAGAAUGCUGCUGCUGAUGUGGAAAACGCUAUUCAGGAAAUGGAACGCCAGGAUGUUGACGCAUACAUAUUGGAUCUACGGAACAAUCCGGGAGGCCUGGUAAAGGCUGGGCUUGAUGUUGCACAGAUGUGGCUUGAUGGGGAUGAGACCCUUGUGAACACUAUUGAUCGCGAGGGGAAUUUGCAACCUAUCAACAUGAUCGAUGGGCAUGCAAUAACACAUGAUCCGCUUGUCGUGCUUGUCAAUGAGGGAAGUGCAAGCGCAAGUGAGAUAUUGGCAGGAGCUUUACAUGAUAAUGGCCGUGCUAUUCUCGUGGGGCACAAAACUUUUGGCAAAGGCAAAAUUCAGAGUGUAACGGAACUCCAUGAUGGAUCCGCUCUAUUCGUCACUGUAGCAAAGUACAUAUCUCCUUCUCUCCGCGACAUAGACCAAGUCGGUAUAACUCCCGAUGUCCAGUGCACGGCUGACAUGAUUAAUGUGCCCAAGGAGUCUUUGUUUAAAGACAAAAGCUCAGUCUUGACCUUGGAAGCCGAUUCCUGCAUCAUGGUUGCUGAACAUGAGUUGGACAUUCAGGAGUCUAAAGGUACAGCAUCCUGACGGAUGGAAAUGUCGGAUCCAUACGAUCACAUAGCCUAGAUUGUCUGUGCAGAUUGCACAUGAUAAAACUGUCGGUAUAUCUUGAAGGGCUUGCCCAAGCGUAGCCACUUUAGCAUAUAAGAAAUUAAAUUCUUCCGGAAAAGGAAAUGAAUUCAACCUCAA
Molecule: messenger RNA, 1832 nt
Organism: Rhodamnia argentea
Lineage: Eukaryota; Viridiplantae; Streptophyta; Magnoliopsida; Myrtales; Myrtaceae
Product: carboxyl-terminal-processing peptidase 3, chloroplastic
Exons: 12
Coding region: 102-1670 (522 amino acids)
Biological process (GO): proteolysis
Molecular function (GO): serine-type peptidase activity; protein binding; endopeptidase activity
Source: RefSeq, a predicted model, not a curated record